AUGUUUGUUUUUUGUUUUCAGAAUUUAGCCCAAAAGCCUGUUAUCCUUCGAAAAAGACGUCAGAGAAUUAAAAUAGAAUCUAACUGGGAACUUUUCUACUACAGAUUUCAUCAGGAUCAUGCGAGGUCAAAUUUGAUCUGGAAUUAUAAAACCAGGGAAGAGUUAAGAGACACACUUGAGGCUGAAAUGCGAGCAUUUAAUGUGGACAGGGAGCUUGGAAGCUCAACAGUGAUCUCUUGGAACCACCAUGAGUUUGAGGUAAAAUAUGAGUGCCUCGCUGACGAGAUAAAAAUAGGAGAUUACUAUCUACGAUUACUUUUGGAAGAAGAUGAGAAUGAAGAAAGCAGUGUUAUAAAGCAAUCGUAUGAAUUUUUUAAUGAACUUUAUCACCGAUUCCUCCUCACUCCUAAAGUGAACAUGAAGUGUUUAUGUUUACAAGCCCUGGCCAUUGUUUAUGGCAGAUGCCAUGAAGAAAUAGGGCCUUUUCCAGACACAAAGUACAUCGUUGGAAUGCUUGAGAGGUGCACAGACAGACUAGAAAGGGACAGGCUCAUCCUAUUUUUAAACAAGCUGAUUCUUAAUAAGAAAAAUGUGAAAGAUGUGAUGGACUCCAAUGGAGUCAGGAUCCUGGUUGAUCUCCUCACCUUAGCACAUCUUCACACCAGCAGAGCUACAGUUCCACUUCAGAGCAAUGUUAUUGAAGCAGCUCCUGAUAUGAAGAGAGAAAGUGAAAAGGAAUGGUAUUUUGGUAAUGCAGACAAGGAGAGAAGUGGCCCUUACAGUUUUGUCGAGAUGCAAGAAUUCUGGAGCAAAGGAGUACUAACUCCGAAAACGCGCUGCUGGGCCCAGGGAAUGGAUGGUUGGAGACCUCUGCAAGUCAUACCUCAGCUGAAAUGGUGCUUGCUGGCAAGUGGUCAAGCUGUCCUAAAUGAAACUGAUUUGGCCACUUUGAUUUUAAAUAUGCUUAUCACUAUGUGUUCAUACUUUCCCAGCCGUGAUGAAGACAAUGCCAUUAUUAGACCUUUACCGAAAGUGAAAAGACUGCUGACUGACAAUACCUGCCUUCCACACAUCACACAGCUUUUGCUGACAUUUGACCCAAUCCUGGUAGAGAAAGUUUCCAUUUUGCUCUAUCACAUCAUGCAAGACAAUCCCCAGCUGCCUCGUUUCUAUCUCACUGGAGUGUUCUUCUUUAUAAUGAUGUAUACCGGCUCCAAUGUGCUUCCUAUAGCCAGGUUCCUGAAGUACACUCAUACCAAGCAAGCUUUCAGAUCAGAAGAGAGCAAAGGGCCUGAUAUAUUUCAGCGGAGUAUACUUGGCCAUAUUCUUCCUGAAGCUAUGGUGUGCUAUCUGGAAAAUUACGAGUCUGAGAAAUUUUCAGAAAUAUUUCUUGGAGAAUUUGAUACUCCAGAGGCUAUAUGGAGCAGUGAGAUGAGACGUCUCAUGAUUGAGAAAAUUGCUGCCCAUUUAGCUGACUUCAGCCCUCGCCUUCAGAGUAACACAAGAGCACUUUAUCAGUAUUGCCCUAUUCCAGUGAUCAACUACCCUCAACUGGAGAAUGAAUUGUUCUGCAACAUAUACUACCUGAAACAUUUCUGUGACACUCUCAGGUUUCCUAAUUGGCCCAUCAAAGAUCCUGUAAAACUGCUAAAAGACACCUUAGACUCAUGGAAAAAAGAAGUAGAGAAAAAACCUCCAACCAUGUCAAUCGAGGAUGCUUAUGAGGUUCUCGGUCUUCCAAAAGGGCAAGGACAGCAAGAUGAGAGUAAAAUCAGGAAAGCAUACUUUAGACUCGCGCAGAAAUAUCAUCCAGACAAGAAUCCUGAAGGAAGGGACAUGUUUGAAAAAGUUAAUAAAGCUUAUGAGUUCCUGUGUACAAAGUCAACCAAAAUCGUAGAUGGACCAGACCCAGAAAAUAUAAUUUUAAUUCUUAAAACUCAGAGCAUACUUUUCAACAGGCAUAAGGAAGACCUUCAGCCUUACAAAUAUGCUGGCUAUCCCAUGCUCAUUAAAACGAUCACCAUGGAGACUUCUGAUGACCUACUCUUCUCUAAGCUAUCUCUGUUGCCUGCUGCCACUGAGCUUGCAUUUCACACAGUCAACUGCUCAGCCCUUAAUGCAGAAGAACUCAGGAGGGAAAAUGGCAUAGAGGUACUACAAGAGGCUUUUUCACGCUGUGUUUCAGUGUUAACUGGAUCAAGUAAAGCAGAUGACAUGCCUGUGCAGGUGUGUGGACAUAUAUGCAAGUGCUACAGUGUUGCUGCUCAGUUUGAAGAAUGCAGAGAGAAGAUUAUAGAGAUGCCAAAUAUCAUUAAAGACCUCUGCAGAGUUUUGUACUAUGGCAAGAGGGUCCAAAGAUUAGCUGCACAGGCAGUGGAAUGCGUUAGUUCCUUUGCUGUGGAUUAUUUUCUUCAGACACACUUGUUCCAUGCAGGGAUUUUGUGGCAUUUACUUAUUUAUCCUUUCAACUAUGACUUUACCUUGGAGGAGAGUGGAAUUCAGAAGAAUGAGGACACUAAUCAACAGGAAGUUGCCAAUGGUCUUGCCAAGCUCAGUCUUCAUGCAGUUAGCCGAUUAGGUGGUUAUUUACCUGGAGAGUUGACAACACCAGAAAACCCUACAAUACAGAAAAGCUUGGCUGGGAUGCUCACCCCUUAUAUAGCUCGGAAGCUAUCUGUGUCUUCUCCUGCAGAGAUCCUAAAAAUGCUGAACAGCAACACAGAAAGCCCCUACCUGAUAUGGAACAAUGGCACAAGAGCAGAGCUGCUGGAGUUUCUUGAAGCUGAACAAGAAAGCAUGACAAGAAGGGGGGAAUGUGAUAAAAGCUAUGGAGCCGACUUUGUUUUCAGUGAUCAUGCCAAGGAGCUCAUUGUUGGAGAGAUUUUUGUACGGGUAUAUAAUGAACAACCGACAUUCCAACUGGAGGUCCCAAAAGCUUUUGCAGCAAGUCUGCUGGAUUACAUUGGAUCUCAAGCACAGUACCUUCAUACGCUAAUGGCUAUAACCCAGACUGGCAAGGUGGAGUCUGAUCAGCACGUAGACAGACUGCAGAGGGUUGAAAUGGCUUUGGAAGCACUAAGGAAUGUCAUCAAACACAACCCUGGAUCAGAAACUGAAUGUAUUGGCCAUUUCAAGUUGAUAUUUUCUUUACUGAGAGUCCAUGGAGCUGGGAAGGUUCAGCAGCUUGCACUGGAGGUGGUCAACAUAGUCACCAGUAAUCAAGAAUGUGUAAAUAACAUUGCAGAAGCUUUGGUACUAUCCAGUUUGUUAUCACUGUUGCAUUCAUUACCAACAAGUCGACAGCUUGUUCUUGCAACUCUGUAUGCCUUAACAUCUAGUACAAAAAUCAUAAAAGAGGCUAUGGCCAAAGGAGCCUUAAUCUACUUGUUGGACAUGUUUUGCAAUUCAACUCACCCACAAGUACGAACGCAGACAGCAGAGUUGUUUGCCAAAAUGACAACUGAUAAACUUGUUGGUCCUAAGGUCAGAAUCGCUUUGAUUAAGUUUUUACCUGGAGUAUUUAUGGAUGCUAUGAGGGAUAACCCUGAAGCUGCUGUACAUAUAUUUGAAGGAACCCAUGAAAACCCAGAACUAAUUUGGAAUGAUAAUUCUAGAGAAAAAGUAUCAACCACAGUUCGAGAAAUGAUGCUGGAGCACUUUAAGCAUCAAAUAGAGAAUCCUGAUGCAAACUGGAAGUUACCAGAUGAUUUUUGUAUUGCAUUCGGAGAAGCCAAUGGAGAACUGUCUGUGGGUGGCGUUUUCUUACGAAUAUUCAUUGCACAGCCUGCUUGGGUGCUGCGGAAGCCAAGAGACUUUCUGGUGGCCCUUCUGGAAAAGUUUACAGAAUUACUGGAAAAAAAUAAUGCUCAUGGAGAAACGUUAGAAACCGUGACCACUGCGACAGUUUGUCUGUUUAGUGCACAACCUCAGUUAUUGGACCAAGUCCCACCUUUGGGUCACCUACCCAAGAUACUCCAUGCGAUGAGCCACAAGAAUAAUGCUAUUCCAAAGUGUGCAAUACGGGUCAUCCACACAGUGACAGAUAAUGAGCUUUGUGUUCGAUCAAUGGCUUCACUUGAGACAAUUGGACCUCUGAUGUGUGGAAUGAAAAAACGCUCAGACAUGAUAGGAUUGGCAUGUGAAGCACUUAACAGAAUGUUCCAAAAGGAGCAAACCGAGCUUGUAGCACAAGCUCUGAAAGUGGAACUGGUUCCAUAUUUGCUAAGGUUACUUGAAGGACAAGGCCUGGAAAAUCUAGAAAGUCCAGCAGCCACAAAAGCUCAGAUAGUUAAAGCUUUGAAGUCAAUGACUCGCAGCCUGCAGUAUGGAGAACAGGUAAAUGAAAUCCUGUCUCGAUCCUCUGUCUGGAGUGCCUUUAAAGAUCAGAAACAUGACUUGUUCAUUUCUGAAUCACAAACAGCAGGAUACCUCACUGGACCUGGCGUUGCUGGCUACCUUACUGCAGGGUCUUCAUCAAAUGUUAUGCCCAACAUGCCACCACCAGUGGACCAUGAAGCAGGAGAUCUCGGAUAG
Molecule: messenger RNA, 4533 nt
Organism: Staurois parvus
Lineage: Eukaryota; Metazoa; Chordata; Amphibia; Anura; Ranidae
Source: the annotation of a GenBank genome assembly